CAGUCAGUCACCACUAUUGCCACGUUUGACAAGAAAAUUUAUCAUAACUCUUCGUAAUCAUGAAAAUGUUUUUUCAUUGGGAUGUUAAUGAGGGACCGAUUCUCUUCGAAUGGUGGCGUACAACAAAUUCAAUUGGAAUAAUUAGUUCAAUGAUUGGAAUCAUAAUUUUUGCAGCACUUCAUGAAGGAAUUAAAAAUUAUCGUGAGCAUUUAUUUUUAAAAGCAAAUAUUUUGAGUCAAACAAAUCGUGGAAAAAAAAGUCAAAUUGAAGCAAUGUUUUGUGGAUUUCAUAUAUAUCAAACAAUAAUACACAUGAUACAAUUUACUUGUGGUUAUAUUCUGAUGUUUAUAUUUAUGUCUUUCAAUAUUUGGUUGGGUAUUGCUGUUGUAUUUGGUUCUGGUUUUGGCUAUUGGCUUUUUGCCUGGAAUAAAUUUACAAAUGAAAAUACAGAUUGUUGCAGAUAGACUAUCCAAAAGAAAAUAAAAAAACACUUGUUAUAUUAAAACUGCCAAAAACAUUCCAACAAUCGUCUAGAGUUUGUAAAUAUUUUAUUUCAAUGAUUAAUAUUUUUUUCAAAAAAGCA
Aphidius gifuensis is the source of this 583-nucleotide messenger RNA. RefSeq names its product high affinity copper uptake protein 1-like. Lineage: Eukaryota; Metazoa; Arthropoda; Insecta; Hymenoptera; Braconidae. Gene Ontology annotation, cellular component: membrane. Bases 60 to 464 code for a protein of 134 amino acids. Gene Ontology annotation, biological process: copper ion transmembrane transport. The transcript has 3 exons. The record is from RefSeq and is a predicted model, not a curated record. Gene Ontology annotation, molecular function: copper ion transmembrane transporter activity.